Messenger RNA from Alosa sapidissima (American shad), 2544 nucleotides. RefSeq names its product interleukin 2 receptor, beta (gene il2rb). NCBI's taxonomy places the organism in Eukaryota, Metazoa, Chordata, Actinopteri, Clupeiformes, Clupeidae. The record is from RefSeq and is a predicted model, not a curated record. Gene Ontology annotation, molecular function: protein binding; cytokine receptor activity. Gene Ontology annotation, cellular component: external side of plasma membrane. Gene Ontology annotation, biological process: immunoglobulin mediated immune response; cytokine-mediated signaling pathway. The coding region runs from base 634 to 2313 and encodes 559 amino acids. The transcript has 11 exons.
AAAACAUCUCAUAGUGCUGCACAGACAUCCUCGUUGUCAAACCCAUGACUUGAACUCAGCACAUCGCUGUACACCUGAUAGGCUAGAGCUCACUCCACACUAGCGCUACUGUUUAGUGAACCUUCACAACACACAUGGACUCUGUUCGGACAGACAGCUCCAAGAUCUGUUCAUUUGAGGGGAGAGUGUUAGUUAGCUGCUUCCCAAUACAGGGCCCCUCAUGUCUGUUGCUGCAGGUUGUAGUCUUUUUCUGUGCAUGAGAGUGAGUCACCCCACUAAACCACAGGUAAGCCAGCGGUGUUUGAGGUCAUCAUCAGUCUCUUUUUAUCUCCAUGACGACUGGGGCUGACCCUGCGCAGGCCAGAGGGGAGUGAGGUGUGACUUUUGACAGGAACAAUGAGUUGUCUCUUAGCAUUUCGCUCAACAUCACGCAUCAAGGUAGCAGUGCUCAUGUUUGGAUAGAGAAACAAAACGAUUCCUUCAACACACAGCUUGGAGGAGUAUAUAGCUGAAUGUGUUCAUGACCUCCAAGUUCAGUAUCCUAACGCACCGGCAAUUACACCUGGAGACCUAAACCAGCGUCACUUGAGACUGGAUUACUAGCUGGAUUUUAAACAUCCAGAAAGCGUCUUGAUGGGAGGCACCUGGCAGCCCUCCCUCUCUCCUCCUCUUCAUCUCCUCUUCCUCCUCCUGCAGCUUCUUCUCUUGGCAAGGAUGACUCAUCAGGCACAACAUCAACAGGAGGAUCUCUCUUGUCUGAACGACUACUUGGGAAAUGUCAGCUGUGUGUGGAACUGUUUAAACAAAUCAGAGAAAGUCAAAGAUCAAUGCAUCCUCUGGGCCAAAACGACCAAACGAGGCAAAGAAAGUGUUUCAUGUGAAUUGAUGUCUCUGGGUCAAGAUCAUUGCUACAAAGGCUGCCAUCUUCAGUUUAACAACAAGGAUUACAGUGUUACACACAUAGCAGCCCUUGAAGUUAAGUGUAAAGGCAAAGUUGAGAAAUCUUCCAACUACACUUUUUCAAAGAAUAUCAAGCUGCGGCCUCCUGACAUCCCGAGUGUUGCCCGGGGUAACUUAUCGUGGAGCCCUGGACCCAAAAAGCCCAGGACAAUGGAAAAAUUCAUCUUUGAGCGACAGUUCAAGAAGGCAGAUGAGCCAUGGGAGGCUGCCCGGGUCCGGAACCAUACGGAGACAACGGAACAGCUGGGGCCACUGCUGCACCUGGGGGUGAGGUACCAGGCCAGGGUAAGGGUGAUGCCCUUCAUCACUGCGGAAAGGAGCUCCUACAGGGGCACAUGGAGUGACUGGGGUCCUGUACUCACCUGGACAUCUGACGUGGGAGAUCCACUUCCAACCCCACCUCUCCAACGUCUACCUCUCCCGGUCAAGAAAAUUAGUCUACUGUGUGGAGGACUUUGUUUGGUUGUAGCGAUGACAUUGUGUUGCAACAAAAAAGUCCGCACAUUAAGCUGCUGUAACAGAUUCAAGAUGAAGAGCCAACACAUCCCAGACCCGUCCAGAUACUUCCAGCCACUCCACACCGUUCACGGAGGGGACUUUCAGAAGUGGCUGAGCCCCAUGUUUGGCCCCGAGUCAUUUGCUGCCACCCAGCCCCCAGACAGCAUUUCCCCAGUGGAGGUGACCCCGAUGCUGUAUACAGAGCCCUACUUGGCCCCAGGCGCUUUCAUGCCCCUGGGGGGCAAGAGCGGCGAGGACUAUAUAGGCAGUGGUCAGUCCUCCUGCUACUCCAACAUGGGUUACUUCUACUCCGAGUCCCAGCCCGGCCUACUGCACAUUGAGUCCUGCCCCAUCUACUUCACGUACCCGCCUGAGGCUGGCGGGAACAUGCCCAAAGCAGACACGUCCGGAACCUCCGGUACAUCGUACGAGCGACUGGAGCAGAUUCAGCAGUUCCAUUUCUCAGAAGCUCCAGACCUCCACAAUCCCCAGGGGGAACAAUUGAGUCCAGAUUCGGGAUUUGGGGUGGAGGUGAGUGAGGAAGGGGGGAUGAAUGAGGAGGAGGAGGAGGAGUGGAAGAGGCAGAAAGAGGAGCACAGCUUCACUGCACGUCUCCAAAGCUUAGGAAUUCCCAUCCCCAUUCAGGCCCCUUUAAGCUCCCCUUUGAGACCCCCUGAGUUGAUGUCAACCAUCAUGGAGUGUGAAGAUACUGCUCCUGUAACAUCAUGCAAUUACACCCCUUCACCACCAGAGGCCAGCCUGGCCAGAUCUGCCUCCAUGGUAAUCCAGCCUUGUGGCAGUGGGUAUCUGACAGUAAAAGAAAUGCAAAAUACCUAUAGUAACAAGUCCAUCUAGGAGCAUUACAUCACAGGCGUUGAAGCAAUGGCAUUACAGGCGUCGGAACAUUAUCUUUAGCUAGUUAGUGUCAAGGAAUGCUACAUUGAAGGAAUGCCUAUAUUGAGCCACAACAAUCUGUGUAGUCAUAUUCACAGAUUCUCGUUCAGCAAUCUCGUUCACUACAAUUUCGUUCCGCCUAGCUCCACUCAUCCAUCUGGGAUCGAUCCAUUGGAGUGGUGCUUCAGAAGG